GUGUGUUUUGAGGUAUAUUAUAGUGUCUGGUCUGCCUUCAGUUUUAGUGGUAUUGGGGUUAAUGUUUUUGGGUUUAUAUUAUUUUAUUUAUUUUGGAUUUGCAUUAAAGUUUUGUUUAUUUCCAUUUUUGUUGUGGGUAUAUCGGUUUCUGUGCCUUUAAUUUAUAAGAUUAGAGUGUGUAUCGGUAUUUUAUAUUCUUCAAUAUAUUUGUUGUUAAUAUGGAGAAUUUAUAGUUUUUCUGAACAGUUUUUCUUAUAUAAGCUAGCUAGUGGUGAACGUAAGAUAUUAGGGUAUUCUCAAUAUCGUAAGGGCCCUAAUAAGGUUAGUUUUUUAGGAUUGUUUCAAAGUUUUGCUGAUUUGUUGAAGUUAAUUGUUAAGUUUAAGUGGUUUUAUUUUCAAAGUCGUAAUUUUGUUGGUUUAAUUGGUGUAAUGUUAUUAGUUUUGUUGUCUAUAUUUUAUUGUUUUGUUUAUGGUAAUUAUUAUGGAUCAAAGAUAGGCAUAUUAUGUGAGACUAAUCGUACUCCGUUUGAUUAUGGUGAAGCUGAAAGAGAAUUAGUUAGCGGAUUUAAUUUUGAGUAUAGUGGGGUGAUUUUAUUUUUUGGGGAUAGUAUAUUUAGCAUGAUUUUAUUGUUUAUAAAUUUGUUAUUUUUUAUGUGGGCGCGUGCUACAUUGCCACGUGUACGUUAUGAUUUUUUUGUGAAAUUUUUUUGA
This is a messenger RNA of Hydatigera taeniaeformis, 711 nucleotides long. Lineage: Eukaryota; Metazoa; Platyhelminthes; Cestoda; Cyclophyllidea; Taeniidae. The record is from the annotation of a GenBank genome assembly.